Effrenium voratum is the source of this 2937-nucleotide messenger RNA. The record is from the annotation of a GenBank genome assembly. NCBI's taxonomy places the organism in Eukaryota, Dinophyceae, Suessiales, Symbiodiniaceae.
AUGAACGUCUACGUGCAGGGGCUGGGCAUCACGGUGAAAGGGGAUCGCAAGCUGCUGAAUGAUGUGAGCUGCACCGUGCAGUCUGGGGACAUGGUGGCGUUGAUGGGCCCUUCAGGCGCGGGCAAGACCACCUUGCUCAACAGCAUCGUGGGCCGGCCCACCACUGGGCAGGUGGACGGGGGCAUCCAGUACAACGGCAAGCCCAUCGACAAGGUGCGCAGCAGCGUGGGCUACGUGACCCAGGACGACAUCAUGUACGAGACGCUGACCGUCCGCGAGAACCUCAGCUUCGCGGCCGCCUUCAUCCUGCCAGCCCAGUCCAAGGCCGAGCGGGCCAAGGCGGUGGAGGAGGUGAUCCAAAAGCUGAGCCUCAAGAAGUGCUCCGAGACCGUGGUGGGCUCCCCGGGCCUGGUGCGCGGCAUCUCCGGCGGGGAGCGGAAGCGCACCAACGUGGCGCUCUCCUUGCUGGGGAAGCCCUCCCUGCUGCUGCUGGACGAGCCCACCAGCGGCCUUGACUCCAAGAUGUCGGACUCUUUGAUGCGGGACGUGAAGAUGAUCGCAGAGCAAGGCUGCACGGUGGUGGCCACCAUCCACCAACCCUCCGAGGCGGUGUUCCUACGCUUCGACAAGGUGUUGCUGCUGGAGACGGGGCGGGUGGCGUACUACGGGCCCGUGAAGGAGCUCCGCUCCUCGCUGCAGGGCCUGGGCUUCCCGUGCCCCGAGGGCACCCCGCUGCCGGAGCUGCUGCUGGACGUCUUGGAGCAGCCCAAGGAGAAUGAGGACGCGGACGCCGCAGCCAAGGCGCUGGCCGGGCUGCGGAAGAUGUCGGACACCUCGGCGCCCGAGCUCACAGAAAUCAGCCCGGCGCAUUUGCAGAUGACGCCGAGGCGCGCAGGGUUUUGCGGCCAGCUGGCAACCCUGUUACACCGGGAGCUGGUGAACGUGAAGCGCAACAAGAUGCUCACAGUGGUGCGGUCUAUGCAGACUAUUGCCGCUUCCUUCCUCAUUGGUCUCAUCUUCCUGCAGUUGGACAACAACUUGGCGGGGAUCCAGACGCGCUUCUUCUCCAGCUUCCUCUUGGUCUUCUCCCAGGUCAUGUUUUCGCUGCUGGGGGUGAUCAACACCUUCCCCGCCGAGCGCGCGGUGUUUCUGCGGGAGACCCAGGACAAGUUGUACCACCCGGCCGCCUUCUACUUCUCCAAGGUGGCCGUGGAUACUGUGAUGCAGUGCGCGUUCCCCUUGCUGGUCCUGGCAAUCGCCUACCCCCUCAUCGGAUUGAAUGCCGAGAGCGCGGAGCGAGUGCUUCUCUUCUAUGUAGUCUUGGCUGUGUGCAGCAACUGCGGCUCUGCCAUGGGCUUCACGGUCUCGGCGGCCACGAGUAGCGUGAACGUGGGUUUGUCCAUCGCCCCGGGCCUGGUGAUGCCUCAGAUGCUCUUGUCCGGGGUCUUCAUGAAGACGGAGGACUUGCCGCAGCCCUUCGGGUGGCUGAGCUACCUGAUGCUGGCGCGCUACGCGGUGCAGGCCACCGUGGCCAACGAGUUCGCCUGCACGGAGAAGCCGAGCUGCGACGCCAGCUGGCGCCUGCAGCCGGAAUCGCAGUGCGACAACUCGCCCUGCGACUUCUGCUGCACCACCCACGAGAUCGCGGCAUCCGGGGGGAUUUGCCCAGUCUUGACCUGCGAGGACGCGGUGAGGUCUUUGAACAUGGACACGGUUUGGCCUUCGGGGGAGACCAGCGAGGAGACCAUCCUCUACAACAUCCUGGCGCUUCUGGUGCUGCUGGUUCUCUUCCGGCUGCAGGGCUUGAACGCUUUGAUGAUGAGCUACCGCCGCGCUACCACUGGCAGAUGCUUGCCCUUCCGCUGCCCCAAUCGACGUCGUCAGGUGGAGGUCCUGAACCUGUGCCAGCCAGUUCAGAAGAAGUACCGUGUGGCGGUGAACGUAGCGCUUGGGGGCUACUUGGAUGCCGUGGUCACCGAUACGGUACAGAGCGCCCGGCAGUGCGUGCAGCACCUGAAGGAUCGGAUGAUGGCGGCCUUGACCUUCCUGCCCUUGGACAAUCUCCGGGGCGCGCCGGAUGGCCGGCUGCUGGAGGAGCUCAGAGAACAGAAAGGCUUGCGGCCCGCACUGAGCUGCGUGAGCUUCGAGCCGCGCCUGGGCCGCGCCUUUGACUUCAUGCUGGCGGACGUGGUCAUCGCCGACACCUUAGAGGAGGGACGUCGCUUCGUCUUCCAGCGCCUGAGGCAGCGGGGCCUGAAGUGUAGGGUGGUGACGCUGAACGGGGAGACCAUCUCUCGGGACGGCAACCUGGCAGUGAGCUCCGAGGCGCGGAAGGGCGCCACGCGCUUCGACUUCUCGGAGCUCGAGGCCACGCAGAGCCGCCUGCAGGGCAUCGAGCGCCAGCUCAUGGCUUCGAAGCCCAGCGAGGAGGCAUGGCUGGCCGCAGAGGACGAGGCCAAGCGCGCGGAGCUGAAGGCUCAGGAGUCUCAGCUCCAGCUGCAGCGUGCGGAGAACGAGCUUGCCGUCCGGCAGAAGGAGCUUGCCGCAGCGGAGCAAAACGCGGCACAGCUGCCUCCAGAGGAUGAUCAGGAGGAGCAGAGUCUCAAGGAGCAGCUGGCCACCGUGGAGCAGCGCAUAGGCGCCUCGGGCGCGGAGCUCUUCGCGGCCCUGGACAGCGAGCUGGGCGCCAGCGCGCGGCAGCUGGAGCGGGAGGCGCGCCUGGCCCGCGAGGCCGCGCAGUUCCGAGAGGACGCGCUGGCGCGGGAGAUCGCCGGCUUCCAGGCGGAGCUGGCCAUGGUGGAGCAAAGCCUCCAGGAGAGGGAUGGAUCGAUCUAUCCGGCUGAGGCUUUGAUGGGAUGGGGUUUGGUUCAUGGAAAACGGCAGGAGCUUCUACAGGACUUUGGCCAAAUACCCACCAAAAGCAGGGAUGUCCCGUAG